AUGGCCCUCCGAGAACUGUGUUUCUUCUUCCUGGUGGGCCACCUGGUUCUGUACAACCCGAAUCGACGAAUUUCCACUGCCAAAUAUGCUGCACAGCGACGCAGCCGCGGGAAUCAAGAUCCUGGAGAUGUAUACGCGUAUGUAUACGUGCAACUGGAUGAAGGGCCUGCGGCACGCCUGGAUGCAGCUUACCAGGCCCUGGCCAAUUUAUGGAACCGAGGGGUUCCGGAGAACAACGUGGCCUGGCUGGCCUACGUGGGAUCCUUCCAGGAUCCGCUGAAGCACGUGCGCCUGCUGCAUAUGGACAGAAUGCUCCGGAAGAGCCUAUGUCGGCACAUGGACGAGAGAAGUGCGGACCACAUGGCUGGCUACAUGGUGGACUACGUCAGGGACCUGGACCGACCUGUUCUACAUUCCCACCCUGCUGGCACUGCUGGCCCUGUUCCCGCUGUUGGACGACGAUGGACGACAGGAGUUCCAACAAUGGUUUCGGGAUUACCCGAUUACUCGCGGAGAAUGCUGCCUACUGAAGAGAGGUCGUCCAGCUCGAGGGGGCCUGCGGCCUAG
Molecule: messenger RNA, 567 nt
Organism: Symbiodinium necroappetens
Lineage: Eukaryota; Dinophyceae; Suessiales; Symbiodiniaceae
Source: the annotation of a GenBank genome assembly